Molecule: messenger RNA, 1751 nt
Organism: Pungitius pungitius (ninespine stickleback)
Lineage: Eukaryota; Metazoa; Chordata; Actinopteri; Perciformes; Gasterosteidae
Product: tripartite motif-containing protein 16-like
Exons: 1
Coding region: 66-1724 (552 amino acids)
Molecular function (GO): zinc ion binding; protein binding
Source: RefSeq, a predicted model, not a curated record
GGUGAACACACAGAUUGUUUCUGUUCAGGGAACCACUUUGACAGUCAGGAUCACUAAGAGGUGGAAUGGCGCAGCAAGGAAAUCCUCUGGACCAGGAGAGAAUCUCCUGUUCCCUCUGCCUGGAUCUCCUGAAGGACCCGGUGACGAUUCCCUGUGGACACAGCUACUGCAUGAGCUGUGUUAACACCCACUGGGAUAAAGAGGAUGAGAAGAAGCUCCACAGCUGCCCUCAGUGUAGGCAGACCUUCACCCAGAGGCCGGUCCUGGGGAAGAGCACCGUGUUAGCAGAUCUGGUGGAGGAACUGAAGAAGAGUGGACUCCAACCUGCUCCAUCUGAUCACUGCUAUGCUGGACCUGAAGAUGUGGCCUGUGAUUUCUGCACUGGGAGGAAGCUGAAAGCCUUCAAGUCCUGUUUGGUGUGUUUGGCUUCUUACUGUGAGAAACACCUUCAGCCUCAUUAUGAGUCACGGACAUUUGAGAAACACAAGCUGGUGGACCCCUCCAAGAAGCUCCUGGACAACAUCUGCUCUCUUCAUGAUGAGGUGAUGAAGAUCUUCUGUCGUACUGAUCAGCAGAGCAUCUGUUAUCUCUGCUUUAUGGAUGAACAUAAAGACCACGACACGGUCUCAGCUGCAGCAGAAAGGACUGAGAGGCAGAGAGAGCUGGAGGUGAGUCGACUCAACAUCCAGCAGAGAAUCCAGGACAGAGAGGAAGGUGUGAAGCUGCUUCAACAGGAGGAGGAGAAUAUCAAUCUCUCUGCUGAUAAAGCAGUGAAGGACAGUGAGAAGAUCUUCACCCAGCUGAUCCGUCUCAUGGAGGAAAGAAGCUCUGAUGUGAAGCAGCAGGUCAGAUCCCAGCAGAGAGCUGAAAUGAGUCGAGUCAAAGAUCUUCAGGAGAAGAAGCAGCAGGACAUCUCUGAGCUGAAGAGGCGCGACGUUGAGGUGCAGGAGCUCUCACACACAGAAGAUCUCAACCAGUUCCUCCAGAACUACCCCUCGGGGUCCCCCCUCAGUGAGUCCACCUACUCAUCCAGCAUCAACAUCCGUCCUCUGAGCUGCUUUGAGGACGUGACAGCGACUGUGUCAGAAGUCAGAGACAAAUUAGAGAAGGUCCUUAGAGAGGAAGGGUCAAAGGUCUUACUGACAGGGACUGAACUGGAUGUUUUACUGUCAGAACCAGAACCAAAGACCAGAGCUGAAUUCUUACAGUAUUCAUCCAAAAUCACACUGGAUCCAAACUCAGCCGAUGCUCAUCUAUCAUUAUCUAAAGGAAACAAAAAAGUAACAUUCAAUGGAGCACCAAAUGAAGAAAAACAGCCCGAAAGAUUCACUGAUAUUUUUCAGGUCUUGAGCAGAGAGAGUCUGACUGGACGUUGUUACUGGGAGGUGGAGAAAGGCCACGGUGGAGUUAAUAUUGUAGUAACAUGCAAAGAACAUAAAACAACAAAUGCAAAAAUUGCAGGUCAUCAAAAGUCUUGGACAUUGGGUAUUUUCAAAGAUCGUUAUGAAUUGAGACUUAACAAAGUCCGAACCCCCGUCUCAGGUCCUCGGUCCUCCAGAGUAGGAGUGUACCUGGACUACAGAGCAGGUGUUCUGUCCUUCUACAGCAUCACUGAAACCAUGACCCUCCUCCACAGAGUCAAGACCACUUUCACUAAGCCUCUCUAUGCAGGAAUUCAGCUUUUCCAUCCAGCUGGAAACACUGCUGAGCUGUGUAAGUUGUAGUUGGCGAAAAAUAUCAAAAGGAUAGCA